AUGGCUGACAAGCUGAAUGAACAAGACGCAGAGACACAGUUGAAGAAGAAGAAGAAGCUGCACUUUGUGUUCAUCCAUGGCAUAAGUGGUGGAAGCUGGUGCUGGUACAAGAUCAAAUGCCUUCUGUACAACUCCGGCUACGCCGUCACCUGCAUCGACCUCAAAUCCGCCGGAAUCGAUCUCUCUGAUCCCAACGAAACCCUCUCUUUUGACGACUACAACAAGCCGCUCAUCGACUUCUUGGCGUCAUUGCCCGACCACGAAAAGGUCGUUUUGGUUGGACAUAGUGCCGGAGGAUUGAGCGUGACGGAUGCGAGUAGUAAGUUCCCGAAUAAGAUUAGCCUUGCGGUUUACGUUGCUGCCACAAUGCUAAAAAACGGAUUUUUAACUGAGCAAGAUAUUAAAGAUGGUGUCCCUGAUUUAUCAGAAUUCGGCAGUGUUUAUGAUAUGGAAUUCGGAUUAGGCCCAGAUCAACCUCCUACGAGUGCAAUCAUAAAAAAGGAGCUACAACGAAAACUUGUAUAUCAUAUGAGUCCGCCAGAGGAUUUUACGUUAGCUGCAAUGCUGCUAAGACCCGGACCUAUUUACGCAAUACAAAGUGCUCGGUUUAAGGAAGGAAACGAGGGUGUGGAUAAGGUCCCACGGGUAUACAUCAAGACGAUGUAUGAUAAAGUCAUGAAACCCGAGCAACAAGACAAGAUGAUCGCGAAAUGGGCACCUUCGGAUGUCUACGUCCUAGAAAGUGAUCAUAGUCCGAAUUUCUCGAAUCCUUUUAUCUUAUGUGGUUUAUUAGUAAGAGCUGCUAUAUCCUUCGGCCAUACUCAUACCUAAAAUAUCUUA
Messenger RNA from Cynara cardunculus var. scolymus (artichoke), 840 nucleotides. RefSeq names its product methylesterase 17. Gene Ontology annotation, biological process: salicylic acid metabolic process; jasmonic acid metabolic process. The record is from RefSeq and is a predicted model, not a curated record. The coding region runs from base 1 to 831 and encodes 276 amino acids. Gene Ontology annotation, molecular function: methyl salicylate esterase activity; methyl jasmonate esterase activity; methyl indole-3-acetate esterase activity. The transcript is spliced from 4 exons. NCBI's taxonomy places the organism in Eukaryota, Viridiplantae, Streptophyta, Magnoliopsida, Asterales, Asteraceae.